AGUUGUCUAGCACACGUGCUCUAGAACACCUCACCAGUCACUUGUUCGCUCAACACCGCACCCACAUACACAAUGAGCACCGGUCGUGGCGGUCGAGGCGGCCGUGGUGGAUUCAGUGGCCCUCCGCGGGGAGGUGGAGGUGGCCGUGGUGGAUUCAGUGGCCCUCCGCGGGGAGGUGGAGGUGGCCGUGGAGGCUUCGGAGGUGGGCCUGUAGCUGUCUUUGGUAAUGGCACGUUUCCUCAGCCGGACCCAGAGGUCACCAAGCUCGAGGACGCGUCGACGAAGAUGGAUUUGUCCGCCCAGAUGUCCGACCUCUCUGUCGCGGAUCGUCUGCCUCGCCGGCCUGGAUACGGCACUCUUGGCAAGAAGAUUGUCCUUUGGGCCAAUUACUUCCCGUUGACUCCCGCUGAUAAGUCACCAAAGUACCUUUAUCGGUACAGCGUGGCGUUCCAGCCUGAGGGAACGGCCACCCCGAAGCCGAAGAAGAAGCGCCUCAUUGAGAUGCUUCUCUCACAGCCACCAUUCCAGGGGACUACGGCUGCAAGCGAUGGGGCUCAAAUCAUUAUCACAACGGACAAGGUGACACUCAACGGUCGCCAAUCAUUCGACCUUGUCUGGCACGCGCAGGGCGCCGAACCAAUUCCUGCACCCACGGCCGGUGAACCCCCAGCACGAGCGGCAGCCCGAAAGCGCAACUUGCGGAAGCUUCUGGUGGAAGAGCUGCCCCCUGUGUCUGUCGGAGAUCUGCUGAAGGACAUUUCCUUCCAAGGUGGUGGCGGAUACUACCCUCUGCGCAUGGAGACCAUCCAGGCCCUCAACAUCUUGCUCUCCCAAGGCCCGACUUCGAAGGCCAACCAUGCGGUUGGCGGAGGUAACAAGUUCUACCCCUUCGCUAACCCGGAGCUUGUCCAGGCAGAUCUUGGUCAGGGUCUCCUAGCCUUACGCGGAUUCUACUCCAGCGUUCGAACGGGUGUUCGUCGGAUCAUUGUGAACAUCAACGUCGCCACCGGUGCCUUCUACAAGCCCGGUCCGCUGAUGACUCUCUUGACCGAAUUCAACGGCGGGCCUCCGAAAGAUGCCCUACAGUCCGCUCGGAUUGCGGCGUUUGCGAAGAAGUUGCGCAUCAAGACGCGAUACCUUAUUGACCUUGAUGUGAACGGGAAGCCAAAGAAGGACAAGAAUGGGCCCGUUCGCAAGGAAAAGAUUCACACCAUUGCCGAGAUGUCCGCGCGAGGUCAAAACGCCACAAAUACUCAUUUCGACUACACCAACCCUUCCGGUGCCACCCAACGUUUGACCGUGGCCGCCUACUUUCAACAGGUGCACCAGAUCACGCUGAAAACUCCCGCGUUUCCGUUGGUAAACACGGGCACGAGGACUGACCCGUCGUGGAUCCCAGCGGAACUUUGUGAGGUUCUCCCAGGCCAACAAGCCAAAAGGCUACUGCUUCCGAACCAAACUCGAUCAAUGAUUGAGUUUGCAGCACGCAGCCCCGAUAAGAACGCCGUGUCCAUUAUUCAGUCCGGCCUCAACGUGGUCGGUAUCAAUCCGGUAUCCCAAGGUAUCAACACCUCUUUGCAGAAGUACGGCAUCAAGGUGAGCGCCUCUAUGCUCACCGUCGACGGCCGCAUCCUUCAGCCUCCCGCCCUUCAGUACAGCAAAACCACCAAUGCUGUUAGGCCACGUGACGGGAAGUGGAACUUGGCGGACGGAAUCAAGCCUCGUCCAUUCUUCCAAGGCGUAAGUAUUCCCUCUUGGAGCUGUCUCGUUAUCAACGAGGGAACGCGGGACACGAUAUACGGGGGCGCCGCGGCCCUUAAUCGGUACUUGAUCGACUUCUCGGAAACCUUGGGCCGAUAUGGAGUCAAACUCGGCAAAGCAACGGCCCCAGUGAUUGCUUCUGUCAGCGGUCAGGACCUAAAUUCACGCAAUGGGAAGGCUGUUACGGACAUUCUCAACACAACACUCAGGAAGUUGCCCGCAAAGCCGGCGUUUCUGUUCGUUCUUCUGCCGAGCGACAACGCCUUUUUGUACGACUGCGUCAAGUACCUAUGCGACAUCACGCUGGGCGUCCCCUCCGUGUGCAACAUCGGCCAGAAGUUCUCCAAAGAGAAGGGACAGGCCCAAUACUUCGCCAACGUCGCGUUGAAAUUCAACUUGAAGAAGGGUGGCGUGAACCACUACGUGUCGGACGCGGAAAUGAAGCCUCUUGACGCCAGAACGAUUGUUUUUGGCAUUGACGUCACCCACCCUUCGCCUGGUAGUUCCGAAUCUUCACCAUCCAUCGCCGGCGUCGUGGCCUCUUCCGAUACAAAAUUCACCCAAUACCCGGCCAGUAUCCGCACGCAGCGUGGUCGACAGGAAAUGGUCUCCGACCUGGAGGAAAUGAUCACGGAACGGUUGAAGCUUUGGUCUUCAAAGAACAAAGGUCUACCCGACAAGGUGAUCGUGUACCGAGACGGCGUGUCGGAGGGCCAGUACGCGAUCGUGCUGGAGAAAGAGUACCCGGCUUUCGUGGCUAGUUUCAACAAAUUGUACGGCGCGACGUCGAAACAUCCAAAAGUUUCGAUCAUUGUGGUCGGGAAGCGUCACCACACCCGCUUCUAUCCCACAACGGCUGCGGACGCUGACGGUCGAACUGGCAAUUGUUCGCCCGGAACCGUGGUCGACCGAGGCGUCACUGGCGAGCGCUUGUUCGACUUCUUCCUCGUAGCACACCAAGGCCUCCAAGGCACGUCGAAGCCGGCCCAUUACGUCGUCAUAAAAGACGACAACAAGCUCGGAGCGGACCAAUUGCAGCGACUUACCCACAACCUCUGCUACACCUUCGGCCGCGCAACUCGCUCUGUGAGCGUCUGCCCUCCCGCUUAUUAUGCCGACAUUCUGUGCGAGAGAGGCCGCUCCUACCUGCACAACGUGCUGAAGGGAGACGGUUCGGCCGCUUUUACCAACUUUUCUUGGCACCGCGAUGUGCACCCAGCGCUUAAAGACUCCAUGUUUUACUUGUAAGCGUUUGAGAAGCGAAAGCGUAGGUGCUUCUAGUGCUUUUUCGACUGCAAGCAGCGUGAGCGUGAGCGACAGCGCGCGAUUUCCCGGUCCUUUUCGUGCUUUCUUGCUCAUUCUAUGGAGCUUUUGGUGGCCUCUUCGGGCUGAAUUUGCGGUAAAAGCGGGCGAUGGGUGCUUCUUUCUUGGAGAUUAUGCUUCUAAAGGGGGAUGGGGAGCGGUCUUUUCUGAUAGUAUUUGCGACUAAAACUAGACUAAGAGGGGUCCUUUAUAGUAGUCUUUGCGACGAAAGCGACUCAAUGGGUAGACCUUUCUAGUCUAUAUAGCGACGGAAUUAACGAAUCAUGACUUCACAC
Messenger RNA from Mytilinidion resinicola, 3359 nucleotides. RefSeq names its product Piwi-domain-containing protein. NCBI's taxonomy places the organism in Eukaryota, Fungi, Ascomycota, Dothideomycetes, Mytilinidiales, Mytilinidiaceae. The record is from RefSeq and is a predicted model, not a curated record. The coding region runs from base 73 to 3009 and encodes 978 amino acids. Gene Ontology annotation, molecular function: protein binding; RNA binding. The transcript is spliced from 4 exons.